Molecule: messenger RNA, 405 nt
Organism: Echinococcus granulosus
Lineage: Eukaryota; Metazoa; Platyhelminthes; Cestoda; Cyclophyllidea; Taeniidae
Exons: 3
Coding region: 1-405 (134 amino acids)
Source: RefSeq, a predicted model, not a curated record
AUGCAGGUAAAGAUAGAAUUGGGUCUGGUAAUGCGCGUGUCUGUAAACACCAUCGACAAAGAGACACAGCCGAUCGGCUUUCAUCCAUCAAGCCCCGAACUACCAUCCCCUUCGGAUGUCACGAUGAAAGCAAACUUCCCUCCCCUCCACAUCCUACAAUGCACCGCUUUAACUCUCCGUGAUACGUCAUCAUCUCGUCAUCGACAUAUGAAGGCCGUUCCACUAGUCAAUCGUCGAGCCAAUUUCCGCACUCCUGCAUGCCUUCUUUCACUACACCACAGUUCCUCUGCUAUCCUUAUACGUAUUGUGCGCCGCCACGUACAACCAUGGGAGUCCUUUUACAAUGACCGGCAGCACAAUGAGCAGCAGUGUUCUACCUGCGUUGAGCCCAAGGCAACUGCCUGA